Prunus mume (Japanese apricot) is the source of this 793-nucleotide messenger RNA. RefSeq lists its product as uncharacterized. The record is from RefSeq and is a predicted model, not a curated record. NCBI's taxonomy places the organism in Eukaryota, Viridiplantae, Streptophyta, Magnoliopsida, Rosales, Rosaceae.
ACAGCCUCUUGAGCUUGUCCAUUUGAGCACUAAACCUCUCUUCAUGGCCUAUGGAAGAAGCCAAACCAGUUCUUUCCUAGAAGGGUUCUCUCUAAGUCCUCUGCCAUAUCCAGUUCUGCUAAUUCUUGCAGUAAUCUCAAUCUUUCUUGGCAUAUCCUGGUACUCAUCCUAUGACUCAGCUGUGGAAGAAGCUGAAACGCAAUUCAAUUGGUUGCUUUUGGUUACACCAAUAGCACUUCUGCUUCUUGUCAAGUUGCUGUCUUCUAUGGAUCCUGAUUGGCUCUUCUCCAUGUCUCCACUGGGAAACCGCAGGAGAACCUACUAUCCACCUUCAGAGGGAAGCUCGCCAUGGGGUGUUGCUGCUUUCAUUGUGCUUCUGCUAGUUUUGCUGCAAUACCAGUCUAUUUUCCGGGACAGCUGGCUCAUAUAGUAUGUUCAGUAUUCUGUUUAAAAAUUUAAAAAAAUUAUAUAAAAAAAGUUGUGUGUUUAUGCAGUAGUUGUUGUAUGCAGUGGAAUAUGAUCUACUUCUACUCAUAUUGUGAAAAUAGAUUAUGGUCUGUUAGACUGUUUAUGUUGAGUUGAAACUGAAUCUUCAAUGGUUUUCCAUGUGAUUUUUGUCUUUGUUUUUACGUCUAAUGAUUUCAUUAGGCUAAUUUGAUUGCUGUUGUAACUUGUAAGUGAACAUGUUUAGUGAAAUUAAUAUGAAGUAGGUAAGCAUGAAUUGCUCUGACCAGAAGUAACUCCUUCCUUGAAGGUUUACUUAGAGAGUUUCAAAUAUAUACAAGUUAUUUUA